Molecule: messenger RNA, 1926 nt
Organism: Paramecium tetraurelia
Lineage: Eukaryota; Ciliophora; Oligohymenophorea; Peniculida; Parameciidae
Exons: 4
Biological process (GO): regulation of cyclin-dependent protein serine/threonine kinase activity
Cellular component (GO): plasma membrane
Molecular function (GO): protein kinase binding
Source: RefSeq, a predicted model, not a curated record
AUGAAAAAAUGGGAUGAUGAUGCUCGAUUGAAGAGUUAUGUAAAUAAAAUUCUAAAUGUGAAAUCAACUAUGAGAAAUAAUUAAAAAACUACUUCCAAAAGUAAUUAAUUCAAUGAUUUUGAUUUAGAGAGAAUUAAUAGAGAUACUGAAUAUAGUAGCAAUGUAACUAACCGUUCAGAUUUAACAGGUUUUAAAGAUAGCAUACUUUUUAAGUAAUUAGUGGAAUACAAUUUAUAAUAAUACACGAAUAAAUUAUUGUUAAGAGGAUAUAAGAGUGGUUUACAAUUAUUAGCAUAACAAUCUUAAGAAUCCUAAAACAUAGUAUUGUAAGAGAUUAAGCUAUUACCUGGACAUAAAUAAAAAUUUUAGGUUAUGCUCAAGCAAAUAAGUGAUAAUUUAGAUACUUACAAUGACAAUAAUACUUAGUUAGUAAAUCAUAAUCAUUUUGCUUAAAAUCGAUUUACUUUACCUGGCUAAUUGAAUUCUCAUGGACAAUUUGAGUAAACCAAAGAAGUAUACAUGGAAAUUCUAAAGCCCAUUAAUAGAAAGGCAUCCAUGAAACAUUUUUCACCUCCCCAGGAAUUGAAUUAAAUUAAACCAAGAGUAUUACCAAAAUUGGAGAAAGUCUCAAGUAAAGGAAAAAAAGAAAGAACUCUUUAGGUAGAAGAUAUUACUGCAAAAUAAGGAGAUUAGUAAUUUUAGAAUAUUGUAUAAUUACCUAAUACAAAGGAGAUGGUUACUAAACAAGUAUCCAAGACAGUUAAGAAUCCUUCAUAAAAUUAAAUAAAGAAAAGGGUAACUACAUAGAAAUCUUUUCAAGAAAAGCCAAAUAAAUUUAUCAAUAAAUUAUUACUAAUAAAUGGAAAAAACACUAAUGAAAUUAAUUUAGAAAGGGAAUCAAUAUAAUUAUUAUAUCAAUCUUUUGAUAAUGGAAGAUUAGCAUCAACUUUAAUUAACAUUGAUAUUGAAGAAAUCAGUUAUUGUGUUGGGAUUACCAUUAAAAAAAUGAUGGUUUUAGCUGACUUAGAUUAAAUUAAUAAUAUUAGUUAACUUUAAUGUAUUGAUGAUAACAAAUAGAGUUAACAGGAUAAUUAGUAUAUCAUAAAUGAAAGAGAUGUUGUAAAUAAUAGAGAUGAAAAUGAAUUUAUUUAAGAUUAGACUUUUUAAUUGCAACAAGACGAUUAUGAAUAAUAAGAUAUGAAACAAGACUAUCUAGAACUAUAGCAAGAGGAAGAUCUCGACCAAAAUUACCUUGAAAGUUUUGAAAAUGCUGAAUAAUAAAACUGUCAUCCAGAUUUAGGAUACCUAAAUGAAUAAUUCUAAGAAGAUGAUGAAAAUAAUUAACAAUUACUUCAAUCGUAAUUUUCAGUUGAUACAACGUUAAAUUUACAAGAUUCUCAGUUAUUUAAUAAAGUUUUUAUUGAUUUUUCAUUGAGCAAUUGUAUACCCAAUGUGGAUAUCAUUCAAAAUUAUUGUAAAAACAUUAUGACAACAACUAAAAUGGAAAGAGAAGUAGCAAUUAUAUCUAUGAUCUAUAUAAAUAGACUAUUAGAACACAAUUAAGGGUUAGAAAUAAAUUGUUUGAAUUGGCAAAAGAUAUUGUUUACAGCAUUAGUUAUGGCUUCUAAAAUUUGGGAUGAUGAAUCAUUUGAAAAUAAUAACUUUGCCAAAGUUCUACCAUAGUUUUCAACUAUUCAAAUAAAUGAAAUGGAGAAAGUGUUUUUAAAAUUAAUUGAAUAUCAUCUUUAUGUCAAUUCCGGUGAUUACGCUAAGUAAUAUUUUUUAUUGAGAACUUAUGCAGAUAAAAAAUAACGAAGUUUUACAGUUAAAUAAUUAGAUAUUGCUACUGUUUUAAGAUUAUAAAGAGGUGGUCCAUAGUUGAUUACAAAGCAAUAAUUUUUAAAUACUUAAAAUAAAAGUUUUUGA